CGGACGCAGGCGGCGAUGGUGACUGGGCAGCGGCGCGGGGCCGGGUCUUGGGCGGGGAGGCUCGGCGGCCUCUUUCUUUCUCUGCCCCCGCCCCUCUUUCUCCUCCCUCCGUACUAGCCCCUCGGCGGCCCAGGUCGGCGCUUUCGCCUCGCCUGCUCCUCCUCCCCCACCUGUGGACCCACUCCCUUCCCUUCCCUCGCCCCCUCCUCUCCUCACUCCUCCCUCCUCCUCCUCCCCGGAGCUGCCCGCGGACCCGAGAGAGGUGGCUGCGAGGAGGCGUAACGGGAAGCCCCGGCUUGGGGAAGGCUGCGGGCUCGGAGACGCCGAGCCGGGGCGGGUAAAUUGGGAAGCAGACUCUUGAGUUCACAGCUGGCCUGUGGUUUUGCAUCUCGUUAAGGAGCUCUUCAUACAGGUGACGUUUUUCUGAAGUUGUUCAUUGAAACUUCCUAGCAUUCCUCCAGGUGCAAUAGGUGAGGCUGGCAGCUGCGCUCCGGAGCUCCGACAUGGCAGCAUGACAGCCCAGGACGGCGCCGCCAGAGGCUGGGAGAAAGGAGCCCCUGGCUGUGGGAGUGAGUACCCCGAGCAGCAGCGACUUCCUUCUGAAGCCUCCUGAGCUUCCUUCCCCACCGGCUUGUUUUUUUUAUUAACUCCGUGGACUCCUCUUUUUCCGCCUUGAACAUCAAUAUGUGUCAUGUCAUUGUCACCUGUCGCUCGAUGCUCUGGACUCUCCUGAGUAUUGUAGUGGCCUUUGCAGAGCUCAUUGCCUUCAUGAGCGCAGACUGGUUGAUUGGAAAAGCCAAGACUCGCGGCAGCGUGGAGCCCGAUGAGCCCAGCAGCGGCCCCUCGGAGCCCUACCACCCCACCCUGGGCAUCUAUGCCCGCUGCAUCCGCAACCCCGGGGUGCAGCAUGUCCCGCGGGAGACGCUUUGCGGGCCCUACGCUGAGAACUUCGGGGAGAUUGCCAGCGGCUUCUGGCAGGCCACUGCGAUCUUCUUAGCCGUGGGCAUCUUCAUCCUCUGCAUGGUGGCCUUGGUGUCCGUCUUCACCAUGUGUGUGCAGAGCAUCAUGAAGAAAAGUAUUUUCAACGUCUGCGGGCUGUUGCAAGGAAUUGCAGGCCUGUUCCUUAUCCUUGGUUUGAUACUCUACCCUGCUGGCUGGGGCUGCCAGAAGGCCAUUGCCUACUGUGGACACUACGCAUCGGCCUACAAACCUGGAGACUGCUCCUUGGGCUGGGCCUUUUAUACUGCCAUCGGUGGAACAGUCCUCACCUUCAUCUGUGCCAUCUUUUCUGCACAAGCAGAAAUUGCAACCUCCAGUGACAAAGUUCAGGAAGAAAUCGAAGAGGGGAAAAACCUUAUCUGCCUCCUUUAAUUUGGAAGAGACAAAAAUGCCAUUUUCUUCCUUGUGAAACAGUCCACCUCUGGUUUUGUUGUUUGAGUCAAGUAAAGAACUAGCCUUUACCUACAAAAGCCACAUUCCACAGCCUGGAGCCUUAACAGUACCAAUGAGAGGCAACAUCUAGCUAAGCAAAGUGACUGCACAUGAGGACCACAAUGCAAAUCGAGAGAGAGAGAACAUGAAAAUAGUACAUAAACAGACGUGUAGUUAACAAGUUCAGCUACACUGCAUCUCCCCCAAGGCUCAGUGAAGGAUAUUGAUCUAAACUAUUAAACAGCAUUUCUCUUGUAACAGAAGAGACUGUUAGCCAGGUUUGCUGGUUGUUCUGAGUUGUGUUUCUACCACAAGGUUGCAGGCCUGUGAGCAUUUCUGCCUCAGAAUGAGGUCUGGGGGUUGAUGUUACUAUUUGCUCCUAGUUCUUUCAAGUUGUCUCAACUGGAGACUAAAACGAAGACUGCACUCUUACUGGGCAUAGGGUGUAUGCUAAAGGGCAGAGCAAGAUACUGUCUCUUGCUCAGCACACCAAAGCGGGCAGUGGGGAAUCCUAUUGUGGAAUUUAAUUCUAGGCUGAAUUCCAGGAUAAGGUGAAUCAACUGAACUGCCACUCAAAGAAUAAGGAUAGGAUCCUGAGAAUAAAAUGUGUCUCCUGCUAGUGGAGACAAAUUCAUUCUGCUUCCACUAGAGAUCACGUUUUUCUCCUUGCAUUGGAACUGGGCUUUGACUGCCAAAGGAAAUCUCACUGUUUCCUCAUUCCAGGGACAGAGAGGUCUCCAAGCCAGCUGUGCCUCAUUCACAUGUUCACUGAGAGAACUUGCCAGAAUCUCAGCACUUGUGGGGAGACCUUUUCCCACUGUUUGUUUGGUAACCAUGCUGUAGUCAGCUAUAUUUCCAACCCCAACAGCAGCAAAAUGCCAUUCUGUGCAUAAAAAAAAAAAAAGCUAAUCACGGGGCUUGAGUUUUUCUAGUUACUGGUGUUGAUUCUGAGAUAACAUGCAAUUGCUGCAACUGGUGAGUUGCAUCAAAGGCUUCAUUCCCAGGAAAGCACAGAGUAGGAAAGUGAAUGCAAAAAAAGAGCUAGCUCAUGGCAUCUGCCUAUACCUAUUUUCAAAAAGAAUUGACUACCAUUGUUAUAAAGGGUUCAAGGGCUUUUAAUCAAGUUUCUAUAAAUUACCAAUAUCAUAGGUUCAGGAAAAUGGUAUUAACCAUCACUUCAAAUUUACUUUGGAAUGAUCAACGUGGCCAGAAAAAACCUAGUCUAGUAUUUGCCUUGAGCUCAGAACUGGAGAAUGAUAAACACUCCAUAGCAACAUAAGCAACUGGAGUGGAGUUGCCAGAUUUCUGGAAGGAUUCAGUGUCUAUGGGUUUAUGAAUCUGCUCACUUGAGGGCUUGCUUUGUUUUGAAAAUUUAACAAAUUACAUACCUUGUUUGGGCAUGGUAUUGUUUGUUAAGUGCCACCUGAUUCAGAUUUUACAACCUUGCUGCAGUGAAUCAUCUUAAAGCAGUGAGUCUAAAACCAUGCCUUGCCUUGGUGCAGAACAACUAAUUGCUUUACAUAUAAAUGGAAUGGACGAACUCAAGUUUUACUCCAUUCCGGCCUUUGGCCUAUACCAGAAACCAUCUUAUCGUGUAGAUUAAGAGCUAAGGGCAGGAGGGGCAAGGGUGUGGAACCAGGCCUUAAUGAGUUCACCAUUCUUAGACCAAAGUUCAGAACAAGCAAAAUGUAAAUCCUAUGACUUUAUUUCUUUGAAAAGAGAAAGAGUAAAUGCAUAUACUAAUAGCAGCCUUGUGUAAGCACUCUGGAGACACUAACUCUAUUCUUGACAAAGAUUUUGGCAGCCACUGGAUGAAGCUCCUAUACCUGACUAGGCAUUUAUAUGCUCUAACUAAGUCCUGAUGCCACCACAGCAACUACUUUAAGCCCUGCCAAUAAUUUUCACUUAAAAAAAAAAAAAUUCGCUUCAUCAGGCAACUCUUGAUAAAAACAUUUUUUUUCUUAAAUGUGUCAGAAGAUUCACUCUUUUCUGUACAAAAGAUAGAGAACCCAUUUUCUAACACCAAUUUUAAACUCUCACUCUCCUUACAGACAAGUCAUAAGCCCAGAGGAUCCUCUGAGCAAUCCAUCAUCUUUACUGCCUGUCUUUGCUAAGGUGGUGAGUGUCCCUAGAUAACAAGUCACAAGUGAAAAAGUGACUUCUCUUGAACAGAAGUCACUUGACACUGUUUACUUCACUAUUCUGAAUGCAACAGAAGACCAAAAAAAGCACAUAUACACACAAAACCCCAAACCACUAAAAACUACUUAAACACUGAGUAAGCAGAGCAGAGAUGGAAUUUCUGUAGUAAAGAAUAAGAGGUAAUGUUGGGCCUUUUAACCUUUAGUGCAUUACGAGGCUUCGGGUGAGAUGAAUGGAACAUCCAAAAUCACGUUAGUCUAGACCCAACUGCAGAGGCUGUUUAAAAACCACUGAAUAUAUGAGGAAUAUGUUAGAAGUAUGUUAAAAAUAAUUAGACUGAUUAUUGACCCACACCUAUUUUUCUAAUAAAUUUCUAUUAAUCACCUAAUUGCCUCAGUCUAAAAAUCUAAUAUACUUGGACCAUUACUACUACCAGAAAAGUCUUAUUUAUUUUUGCUUGCAUUUGUGCUUAAAAGUUUUGUGAUGGGCUGGGCUUCUCAAGGAACUCUAAGAAGGCAGAAAUAUUUGCCUUGGAUUCUGUGGAUUCUUUAAACCUGUGUGCUAAUUCAACAAUGUUACAUUAAUCGUGUAAGGGUUUUUGUAUAGUUUUCAAACAUCUGUGGUGUAAUGAUCUUUGUUAAACAUGUAUUCUGUAAAGUGCCAUAGUCUUUUUAUGUGUAGCAUAUUUAAAAAAUAUAUAUAUUAUACAUACACAAGUCUGUGUGAAAGAUGUGCAAUAACAAAGGUGUAUGUAUGUUUUGUUUUUUUGGAAACUGGACAGGAGUCAGAACAGGGGUUGUUUCUGUUUUGGCAAAGGAAGAGUUAAACAUUUUUGCCUUCAUGGCCUAGUCAUUAACCCAAAACAAUUUUAAUGCUACACAAACCUAUGUGAAGAAAAGACUGGUAUAAAUUUUUUUUUCUGGGUCUAAAUUAAAAUAAUCACUAGUUUUAUGUGAAAGUUAAGCCAGCAAGCCAGGCCCAGUUAAUGCUAGUCUUUCAUGUGAAAUGUGAAGCUGCCCUGUUGCCUUUUCUGUUAGUGUGAUGACUAGUAGCUGGUACAUAAUCACUAAGGAGCUAUUUCUUAACAUGCUUUGGUAGACCAUGUUAAUGCUAGACCACUAAGAGCUGAUCUUACACCUUCUUAGCCAUGAGAGUCUGGCUUAGAACAGACCUCUUUGUGCAAUAACAUGUUGGCCACUGGAAAUCCCUGGCCUGCGUUUGUAUUUGGGCAGCAAUGACUCCCAAGGGCCAAAAGAGUUAAAGGCACAACUGGGAUUUCUUCUGAGACUGUGGUGAAACUCCUUCAACAGCCACUUGAGCCAAAUAUAAAAUUGUAUUUACUCCCAAUGGACUCAACUUGAGCCUUCAAAUUUGUGGUUAUCCUAUUAUAUUGUAAACUAAUACAUUGUUUGUCUAGCAUUGAUUAAGUUCCUGUGCCUAUGUAUUUUAACAAUGUGCUCCCCUCCUCUCCCCAGAUCUGAAUUAAACCAGAUUUUGCAAACUUA
Molecule: messenger RNA, 5078 nt
Organism: Pteropus alecto (black flying fox)
Lineage: Eukaryota; Metazoa; Chordata; Mammalia; Chiroptera; Pteropodidae
Gene: LHFPL2
Product: LHFPL tetraspan subfamily member 2
Exons: 5
Coding region: 685-1371 (228 amino acids)
Cellular component (GO): membrane
Source: RefSeq, a predicted model, not a curated record